Molecule: messenger RNA, 2911 nt
Organism: Cervus elaphus (red deer)
Lineage: Eukaryota; Metazoa; Chordata; Mammalia; Artiodactyla; Cervidae
Gene: HABP2
Product: hyaluronan binding protein 2
Exons: 13
Coding region: 85-1761 (558 amino acids)
Biological process (GO): proteolysis
Molecular function (GO): serine-type endopeptidase activity
Source: RefSeq, a predicted model, not a curated record
CUGACAUUCCCCCCUCCCCCCCAAAGGCAGAGACAACAAAAGAAAUUGUGUUUAGAGCAAAACAAGAGUUCUUAAACUACAAAGAUGUUUGCCAGAAUGUCUGAUCUCCAUGUUCUGCUGUUAAUGGUUCUGGCGGGAAAGACAGCCUUCGGGUUCUCCCUGCUGUCUUUUCUCACAGACCCGGACCCAGAUUGGACUCCUGACCAGUAUGAGUACAGUCAAGAGGAUUAUAACCAGCAAGAGAAUGCCAGCUCUACCCCUGCCUAUUCUGAUAACCCUGACUGGUACUACGAAGAGGAUGACCCAUGCCUGUCCAACCCUUGUACGCGCGGUGGGGACUGCCUCAUCAGUGGGACCACCUUCACGUGCCGCUGUCGGGACCCUUUCUCUGGAAACAGGUGUCAGAAUGUGCAAAACAAGUGCAAAAACAACCCAUGUGGCCGGGGAGACUGUCUCAUUACUCAGAGUCCUCCUUACCACCGCUGUGCCUGCAAACAUCCUUACAGGGGUUCAGACUGCUCCAGAGUGGUUCCCGUGUGCAGGCCAAAUCCCUGCCAGAACGGUGGCACCUGCUCCCGGCAGAGGCGGAGGUCCAAGUUCACCUGUGCCUGUCCUGACCAGUUCAAGGGGAAACUCUGUGAAAUAGGUCCUGAUGACUGCUAUGUCGGCGACGGCUACUCUUACCGAGGGAAAGCGAGUAAGACAGUCAACCAGCAUUCAUGCCUUUACUGGAACUCCCACCUCCUCCUGCAGGAGAAUUACAACAUGUUUAUGGAGGAUGCUGAGGCCCAUGGGCUUGGGGAACACAACUUCUGCAGAAACCCAGAUGGAGACAAAAAGCCCUGGUGUUUCUUUAAAGUAGACAAUGCAAAGGUGAAAUGGGAGUACUGUGAUGUCUCCGCCUGCUCUGCCCUAGACGUUGCCAACCCAGAGGGAAGACCCGCGGAGCCCUUGACCAAGUUUCCUGAGUUUGGGUCCUGUGGGAGGACUGAGAUAGCAGAGAGGAAGGUCAAGAGGAUCUUUGGAGGCUUUAAGAGCACGGCGGGCAAGCACCCGUGGCAGGCGUCCCUGCAGACCUCGCUACGACUGACCGUCUCCAUGCCCCAGGGCCACUACUGUGGGGGGGCGCUGAUCCACCCGUGCUGGGUGCUGACUGCCGCCCACUGCACUGAGAUAAAAACCAAAUAUCUAAGAGUGGUGCUUGGAGACCAGGACCUGAAGAAGACGGAAUUCCAUGAGCAGAGUUUUGGGGUGCAGAAGAUAUUCAAGUACAGUCACUAUAUUGAAAUAGAUGACAUUCCCUACAAUGAUAUUGCCUUGCUCAAGCUAAAGCCAGUGGAUGGUCAUUGUGCCCUGGAAUCCAAAUAUGUGAAAACUGUCUGUUUGCCCGACAGUCCCUUUCCCUCUGGGACUGAGUGCCACAUCUCUGGCUGGGGUGUCACAGAAACAGGAGAAGGGUCCCGCCAGCUCCUGGAUGCCAAGGUCAAGCUGAUCAGCAACACGAUGUGCAACUCCCGCCACCUCUAUGACCACUCGAUCGACGACAGCAUGAUUUGUGCAGGAAACCUCCAGAAGCCUGGACAAGACUCCUGCCAGGGCGACUCUGGAGGCCCUCUGACCUGUGAGAAGGAUGGCACCUCCUACAUCUACGGGAUCGUGAGCUGGGGCCUGGAGUGUGGGAAGAAGCCAGGGGUCUACACCCAAGUGACCAAAUUCCUAACGUGGAUCAAAGCCACCAUGGAGAAGGAGGCUAGCUUCUGAGGUGUCUUCUGAGGCUCACAGCCCGUCCUGUGAACACCCAGACAAGGCGAGGCCCCGUGGGCAGCAAUGGACGUGCCCUGGAGCCUCUGAGUAUCCAGGCUCUAAGCAGAGACCACUGCUGCCCAGCCCAGGGCACCCGGGACCAGCAUGGCCCCCGCUUCCUCAGGCUCCCUCCUGGGAAACCCAGAAAUGACAGAAUCAACCUGAAGUGCGUGACGUUUGCUUCCCUUCCAACAAUCGUAGCUUCUAGAAAAUCAGUGUUCACAGCCUGCCUUCACCUGGGACAUUGGCAAGUGUGAGCUUCCAGACGGCUCAGCAUUGGUGGGGGUCACCUUUACGUCUUUAUUCCUCAGACACUCAAGGUGCACAACAGGGCGAGCCACCCACUGCUAGGUGUUAGAUGAGGACCAAAACACAACUUUCUCCACCCUUUUUCAGGGAGUUGUUAUUUUAAUAAAGGAGGACUAGGGCAGGGGCGCCAUUUUCACAGUUGGCUCCAACUGGACGUGCAGAUUUCCUCUCCAGCUUCUCUCCCAAGAACCAAGGGUGGACGCCGCCCACUCAGAAUGGGGGAGCCCUCCUCCUUUUGACGUGCAGAAUCUCGGUGGCAUCUGGGUUUACAACCCCCCUCUGAUCAUCUCCGGUCUCCACAGCCUCCGGCACCCCCUGCAGAAACCAAACACACCUCCCUGAGUGAAGCGGAAGCUCCCACAAGACAAGCUGUCUAAAAAGCUCACCUUCUCCUUCCUUUCCCCCUCCUCCAUCCUCCCCAAGAAAAAGGAACCUCAAGGCAAGACACAGAAAGAAGCAAAGCCCAUCUCUCGUUUAGAAAGGGCACCUUUCUUCUGAACAAAGUAGGGUUCAAAACCCAGACUGUGGUAGAUAGUGCGGGUCUGACCCCUUCCGCGCAUGUAACGAGCAAGCAGUCGGCACAGCCUGGCCCGCGUGGCCAGGAUUGAUGUAGCCCCAGCACGCUGGCCUCCAAAGAGCUAAUGGCUGUGACUUCAGAGAAAACCCCGCAGGAAGUUUAACCCAGGUGUCAUCUGCCUGGUCAUCUCAGACCCAUGAAAUUAGGCGCCUUGCCUGAGCUGCAUUGCACGUGUCUUUAGAGCCAGCUAACCUUUGGCCAAAAAUAAAGUUUGAAAAGAAA